UCUCUCUCCACUUUCAGUCCCGACAUUCAUCUCCAUAAUGGAAAUGCAUAUAAAUAAUAUAAUAAUAAUAAUAGAAUAAUAGAAUUAUAAUAUAUAAAUUAGGGAUGGGACAAUAUAUUUCUAGUUAUGAAAUCUUGAGAACAAAAAAUAAAUGACGAAAUGUAAUGAGGCAAAUUUUUUUAUAUUUAAACAUAAUUUAAACAUCUGCAUUAUUGUUUUAUGUCAUCUAAAAUCUACUUGCACAGUAUUAUUAGCAAACAUUAGAGGGCCUAUCCUAAUGGAGUUCAUAUCAUAUCUGGUGACUUUAAUCAGGCAUGUUUAAAGACUGUACAUCCAAAAUUCUCACAACAUGUGAAAUGUGCCACCGGAGAAAGUAAUACACUUGGUCACGUGUAUUCAAAUAUCAAGCAUGGCUCUAGAGCUGUGACCCUCCCACAUCUGGGCCUAUCUGACCAUGUCUCACUGUUCCUUGUCCCAGGUUAUACUCCCCUCAGGAAACAGAUAAAGCAACCACAAAAACUAUCAAAACCAGGCCUGAGGGAGCACUAUUCCAACUAUAAGAUUGCUUUGAAAGGACUGAAUGGGACUUAUUUAAACACCAGGACCUGGCAGAAUAUACACAAACUGUUCUGUUCUAUAUUGUCAGCUGUACUGACUUCUUCACUGAGGCGAAGCGCAUCCGGGUAUUUCCAAACCAGAAACACUGGAUGGCGUCAGAAGUCUAUCCUCACCUGAGAGCUUGUGAUAUGGCCUUCAAAUCAGGUGACAGGGCUCUUUACAGUACUGUGAGAGCAAACCUAAAAAGAGGCAUCAAAAAUGCUAAGCUGGUCUACAAGAGGAAGAUAGAGGACCACUUUACUAGAAACAACACAAGGCGGGUGUGGCAGGGAGAGCAGCAUAUUACAAACUUCAAGGGCAGCGCCACCACUGGCUGUAACACCAGCGCAUCACUGGCAGAGGAGCUAAACUGUUUCUUUGCACGUUUUGAGGCAAAGUCUCCACUCCAACACACAUCUCCUCGUGAUACAGGAACUCAGACACUGACUGUACAGGAGGUGAGACAGGUGUUCAAGUCAGUGAAUCCCAGAAAGGCUGCAGGCCCUGAUGGAGUGCUUGGAAAGGUACUCGGGGCUUGUGCCUACGAACUUGCUGCUGUCUUUACAAAUAUUUUCAAUCUGUCCCUGUCACAAGCCAUUGUCCCACCCUGCCUUAAACCAGCCAUUAUCAUCCAGGCCCCAAAGAAGACUGCUGUAGACAGUUUAAAUGUCUACAGACCCAUUGCUCUUACUUCUAUUGUCACAAAGUGUCUAGAGAGAGACUAGUAUUGAGGUAUAUUAAAGCUAUCCUCCCUCCCACUUUUGACCCCCAUCAAUUUGCUUACAGGGACAACAGGUCAACAGAAGAUGCCAUUGCCACAGCCCCCCACAAGGCUCUGGAGCACCUGGAACACACAGGGACUUAUGUCCGGAUGCACUUCAUUGAUUAUAGUUCUGCUUUCAGUACUAUCAUACCAGAUAUACUCAUCAGGAAAGUCCUCCAUUUGGGCCUCUCCGCUCACCUGUGCACCUGGAUUAUGGAUUUUCUCACUAACCGCCCUCAGUCUGUAAGGCUUGGUCUCAUCUCUCCUCCUCCCUCACUCUUAGCACCAGUUCCCCACAGGGAUGUGUGCUGAGUCCACCAUUCUACUGUCUCUAUACAUAUGACUGUAUCUCCACAUAC
Molecule: messenger RNA, 1719 nt
Organism: Xyrauchen texanus (razorback sucker)
Lineage: Eukaryota; Metazoa; Chordata; Actinopteri; Cypriniformes; Catostomidae
Exons: 2
Coding region: 708-1322 (204 amino acids)
Source: RefSeq, a predicted model, not a curated record